GUAUACGUAUUAUGCGUGCAACGAAAUCAAGAAACAGGGGCCUGAAAUCAUGCUUGAUAAGAAUGCAAACAGUUGCGUCUCGUUGUUCGUAACGAACAGAUCGGAACAGAACAGAACAAAACAAAAAAAGCGAAGUGAACAGAAAUAGAAUCGUGCAGUCGAACAACAGUCAGUACAAAAAGACGAGUAUAACAGAGUAGAGCACAUAACACACAACACGAAUUGAAUUUAUGAUCUCGUCGCGACUCGAUUGCAUUCACAAUGCCCGAUAAUAGUAACAAAUUCUGUGAAUCGAAUUCAAAUGAUAUACGCAUCAAAAUACCGGCAUGGAUCAAUAUGGCGUACUUCAAGAAGCUGCUCAAGCGAGAGCUCAGCGAUUUUCGCAAGAUACUGAAUCUCUCCAUAAUACCAGCGACGCCUCCGGGCGAGAGUGACGGCGACUGCUCCACCUCCUCAGCCACUUCCACGUCUCUGUUAAUGCGCAUUAUCAUCGACAUCGAAAUUAAAGAUGGCUUCACACAACAAAAGUCAUACAUUAUGAAGACAAUGGUGGCCAAUGCCGAGGGCAUUGGGUUCAUCAACACCCUCAAUAUCUUCCCCAAGGAGAAACAGAUGUAUGAGCUAAUCAUACCCCAGUUGGAACAGCUCUAUCAUCAGCAUGGCAAAGCGGUGUCAUUCGCACCCAAAUGUCACCUGGCGGAGAAUGUGAAUGGCCGCAUCUCGAUGGUGCUGGAAGAUUUGCGACCUAAAAAGUUUUGCAAUAUCAAUCGACUUAAGGGCUUCCAUCAGAAGCAAAUGCAUCGCGUGCUCCAGAAGUUGGCUGAGUUUCAUGCCGCCAGCGCCGUGUGGUAUCAACACAAUGGUCCCUAUCCGGAGGACUUUCAACGCAUCUAUCUGCCGGCCAACUAUCAGAGAUCCAUGUCGUAUCAGGUGCGAGUGCAGAGCUACAAGAAUGCAAUGGCUACGUGGGGGUUUACGAAUCCCGACCAAUAUGCGAGUCGUAUUCCCACGGCGGAGCGAUUUGUGCAAUCAGCAGCACGUUGCUUUAACUGUGAACCACAAGAAUUUAAAGUACUUAAUCAUGGUGAUCUGUGGUCUGGCAAUAUUCUUUUGAAUACCACCUUAGCCUGUGAUAUCAAGGAUCUACGUUUCGUGGACUUUCAACGCUGUCGCUGGGGCAGUCCCGCUCAGGAUCUUUGGGAACUAAUUAUCUGUUCCGCACAUCACAGUCUGCGAAUCAAACAAUUCGAUUAUUUUGUUCGAAUCUAUCACACACAUCUUGUGCAGUGUCUAAAACUGCUCAAUUACAGCAAACCUCUGCCCCUGCUCAAGGAACUACACAUGAGCAUGAUCAAACAUGGUUUCUGGGGUUAUUAUACGACCUUCACGCAUCUGGUGUUCAUACUUUUGCCAGUCGACAAGGAAAUUAAUCUACCGAAAUUAAUGCUGCCCGGCGAGGAGGGAGAUCGAGUUCGCGCCAAGGCAUAUACGAAUCCUCUUUAUGUUCGGGCAGCCCUUAGUAUAUUACCAUUUCUGCAUAGGCGUGGUCUUCUAGAAUUUUAAAAUGUUGACUUACCUACCACAGUAAGCAAAGUCACUUUGUUUAUCUUGAUGUUUAUCUUUUGUUUAGCUGCGGCAAAGUCGUCAUGCUCUAGUCGUAGAUACUCGACCAAUAGAUAUUCUAUAAGCAUGUUCGGAAUUGAUAAUAUUUGUACUUACAUGUUAACUUCUGCAUACGUACUCACUUUGGUCUGAUUUUAAAUAAAUAUACUCCUAUAAAUAUGAGUAGACUCCAAUAUUGUAGUAAAUAAAUCACACGUAAAUAAAUCGAGGGUAUUUUAUAGUCAUCAUUCGACUAAAUAGUUUUCUAUUAUUAUCAAAAAAAAAAACAAACCUGUCGCAUUUCUCAUUGAAAUCCACUGGCCGUCAGCUGAUAAGCUGGUUACGCUUCACACGCAAAAGCUAUAAACAGAGAGAGCUUUCGUACAAAGCUUAUGCUUGAGCACGUGAGCAACAGUGGUGUCAUUUUUUUCUAAGC
Messenger RNA from Drosophila albomicans, 2038 nucleotides. RefSeq lists its product as uncharacterized. Lineage: Eukaryota; Metazoa; Arthropoda; Insecta; Diptera; Drosophilidae. The record is from RefSeq and is a predicted model, not a curated record. Bases 262 to 1563 code for a protein of 433 amino acids. The transcript is spliced from 4 exons.